Messenger RNA from Saccostrea echinata, 2148 nucleotides. RefSeq lists its product as uncharacterized. Gene Ontology annotation, biological process: DNA replication. The transcript has 3 exons. The record is from RefSeq and is a predicted model, not a curated record. Lineage: Eukaryota; Metazoa; Mollusca; Bivalvia; Ostreida; Ostreidae. Gene Ontology annotation, molecular function: nucleotide binding; DNA binding; DNA-directed DNA polymerase activity. The coding region runs from base 1 to 2148 and encodes 715 amino acids.
AUGUUAAAGUACUGUCGCUCCGACGUGGAUAUACUGAGAAGGGGUUGUAUAGCCUUUCGAAAUACCGUCCUUCAAGCCACGACAAGAGAGAGUUCAAGUGUUCAACCCGAUGGCACGAUUUCAAAGACUACCAUUGAGGGUGUGGACCCCUUUGCCUAUGUAACGAUCGCCAGUGUGUGCAUGGGUAUUUACAAAACUUUAUUUCUCAAGCACAAUGUUGAAGUUGAAAUUACGAGAGACUUGACGUCCACUUGGCAGGCGUUGGAUGACUGUGAGGGGGUGACGGGUGUAUGGCUCGAUGGAAAAUGGAGUGCUCUCAGUGACCUGAAAAAAGAAGACAACACGGAAGUGGGGAAACAACGUUUGAAAAGCCCCAUAGCUGUCGUACCGUCUCAGGGAUACGUCAGCAAGGAUCAUUACAGUAAAGUAUCCAUUCAAUGGUUAGAAUGGUUGAUGUACCGAAGUCGACAACGAGGGACACCACGACAUAUCCGCCACGCUCUCAAUGGGGGAGAACAUCACGUUCCAGACACCAAUUAUCGAUGCGAUGGAUUUGUCGGGAAUCCCGAGGGGAAAGGCACCAUCUACGAAUUUUAUGGUUGUGUGUACCAUGGAUGUCCGGAGUGCUUCACACAGGAGCGAUCAGAUGUCAAACAUCCAGCCACAAACCAGACGUUAGACGAACUGUACAAGAUGACUAAAAAGCGAGAACGAGAACUUAAAGAGCUUGGAUACGAUCUGAUCCAAUUCGUUUCCACGCUGGAUUUAGAAGACAGACUUGAUCCCCGUGACAGUUUCUUUGGUGGUCGGACCAAUGCCGUGAAACUUCAUUAUGAGGUGAAAGAAAACGAGAAAAUCCAGUAUUACGACUUCACAAGUCUCUAUCCAUGGAUUAAUAAAUAUUGUCGUUAUCCCGUGGGUCAUCCGACCAUUAUUACGAACGAUUUUCAGGACAUAUCAAAUUAUUUUGGACUCGCUAAAGUCAAAGUCCUACCACCCAGAAAACUGUAUCACCCCGUGCUCCCGUAUCGCUCCCAAGGAAAACUGAAGUUUCCAUUGUGUCGAACCUGUGCCGAUGCCGAAAAUCAACACGCUUGUACUUGUUCUGUUGAGAAAAGGGUAAUCACGGGGACGUGGUGUACUCCUGAAAUCCAAAUGGCAGUGAGAAAAGGGUACAAAAUUUUGAAAAUAUAUGAGGUGUACCAUUUUGAGCAGUCGUCUCAGUAUGACACCACAACAGGUGAGGGGGGUUUGUUUGCAAAUUACGUUAAUACAUUCCUUAAGAUAAAACAGGAAGCCUCCGGAUUCCCAUCCGAGUGUGACAGUGAAGAGUCGAAACGAGAAUACAUUCGACAAUAUAAAGAGAACGAGGGUAUAGAUUUGGAAUACGAUAAAAUUCAGAAAAAUCCAGGUUUGCGCUGUUUAGCUAAACUCUGUCUCAACAGUUUUUGGGGGAAAUUCGGUCAGAGGCUCAACAUGAAACAGUCCAAGUUCUUUCAUGAAUCUGACUUUGACAAGUUUUUUCAGCUUCUCUCAGAUCCUACAAAAGUCCCUCAUAAUUUUCACAUUAUAUCCAGAGACACCCUCCAAUUCGAAUGGAGUAACCAUCACUUGUUCAUGCCUUCAGAUUGCAAAACAAAUAUAUUUUUAGCAAGUUUCACUACUGCACAUGCGCGUUUGCGCUUAUUUGGUGUAUUGGAUCGAUUGGGGGAAAACGUGCUAUACUUUGAUACAGAUAGUGUCAUUUUCAAAACUCUCAAGUCUGACGACUUACAUUAUCUACCUAUUGGUAAUUAUUUAGGGGAACUGACGAACGAAAUCACACCUGAAGAUGGUCACAUUGUAGAAUUUGUGUCAGGGGGCCCAAAAAAUUAUGCAUAUCGUACGCUCUCGGGUAGGGAAGAAUGUAAAGUUCGUGGUUUUACGUUAAACUGGACAAAUUCCAAAGUAAUUAAUUUUAAAGCCAUUAAGUCUAUAAUUUGUACAGCGCAGGAUAAGCAGAUUGAAAUUAUCAACCCUUGUAAAAUAUCCAGGGACAGUCGAAAAAGAAAAUUGUUAAAUCGAAGAGAAACCAAGCGAUAUCAAAUGGUAUACACUAAACGGAGAAUUCUUCCCAACCUUGAUACACUGCCAUUUGGAUAUUGUUGA